Molecule: messenger RNA, 1691 nt
Organism: Cygnus atratus (black swan)
Lineage: Eukaryota; Metazoa; Chordata; Aves; Anseriformes; Anatidae
Gene: DPH3
Product: diphthamide biosynthesis 3
Exons: 3
Coding region: 33-281 (82 amino acids)
Biological process (GO): protein histidyl modification to diphthamide
Molecular function (GO): metal ion binding
Source: RefSeq, a predicted model, not a curated record
UCCCGUCCCGCCCGUUCCGGCCCGGCGCCAUCAUGUCGGUGUUCCACGACGAGGUGGAGAUCGAGGACUUCGAGUAUGACGCGGAGAGCGGCACGUACAGCUACCCCUGCCCCUGCGGGGACCGCUUCCUCAUCACACGGGAGGACCUGGAGAACGGCGAGGAUGUGGCCACCUGCCCCAGCUGCUCCCUCAUCCUGCGUGUCAUCUACGACCAGGAACAGUUCAUGCGUGAUGAAGUCAUUGCAGAACCUUUGACAAACAAGGAACUGAUCAAGUGCUGACGAACGCAUCGUGAACUGUUGCUGCUUUAGGAUAAGAAAUUAUGGGAAUGACAACUUUAGGAAGAGACGUGGUGCUCCGCCUGGAAGUUCUUGCUGCUGUGAGAAAUGAGUGCAAUAAGUUGCUGUCGUAAUGACACAAAUAAGAAUUUUCUGGGACAUGAACGUGAACGGGUUUUAUUCUAAAAUGUUACACAUUUUAAGAAAUUAAUAGUUGGGUUACAUAUUCUGGAAGACUUGGAAUAUGAUCCUGAUUGACUUCAAAUCAGUAUUCAGAAGUGUGCACAGUUGUCCUAAAGCAACAGUACAGUUGGAUAUGGUAGAGAGCGGUGAGCAUAUAUGAGGGCAAAAUGGCACAGAGAGACGAAAUGUUGGGAGACAAAAUGUGAAGGUCUGUGGGGCAUCGUGCCAUAUAGAAUUACUGUGUUGGUGCAGCUCGGUGUCACCUCGGAAGUGGACCCUCGUGCUUCCAGCCUGUGCUGAGUUUAGGAAGAACAGGAGGCCCAGAACCACUGCUGCUGGUAAAUUGUUUUCGCUACUGCAAGCGCAAAGAAGGCGCAGCACGUGGAUUGAAGCAGAUCUGUUUGAUAAAUUGCAGUUGCUUAGAAACAGCUUUGGUAGCUGUAUUAACUGGAUAUCUGAAAUAACAAUACACUCUUGUUCCGUGAAAUGAAACAGAAGGAGUCCAAGUCUUCUACUCCUCAAAGCUAGUAAUGUGCAAAUGGACUUGAACUCAAAAAUGGAUUUUAAUAUACCCGUAUUUUCUCAGUGAUUUGACUGUUGCAGCAAAUGUGAAAUAGGCUGCAGUUCUCUGUCUCAUUUAUAGUAGUGCACUUCCUGAAUUUUUCGGUCUCGCUUUGUCAAGGUUCUGUCACUUCCUGGAUAAGAGAUGCCCACAGUUCGCUUGAUUUAUUAAUAAAAAGGAAUCUAAGAUAGAAAAGAAUUGGAAGAAUAUACUUUGAAGUACCUUGAUUCCAAGGCUACUGCUUGUAUUACAGGCCACUGCAUAUAAGUAUUUAUUGAAAAUAACGAUCAUUCAUAUGUUCUGUUGGAUUUGACAUCUGUGAAUUUGGGGGAAAAGAUUUGUGCAGCGUUUAUAUAAUUAUUUCACUCCAGGCGCUAGAGAUAAACAAGUCUUACUAAUAUCUUUCUUCUAAUUAUUUUUGUUCUUACAACGUUCUGUGAAUGUUGGAAAUGAACAUUCUAGUUAUUUAAAAACAAACAAACCCUACGCCCUGCAGCUAGAAGUUCUGAAGGCACCAUGCACAACCCGAAGUGUUUUUGUGCCGAAACCAGCAGGUGGCACUCGUGUCACUUAAAUACCUGGGCUUCAGAAAAUGCUGUGGUAACUGGUUAGCUAUUUCUUAGCGAAUAUUUAUUUUGACUGUUAUUUAAAUAAAGAUUCUUGAAAUU